AUGAGUAUAGGCAUAAUUAGAGCCAAAUGUGCACUCUCCGUUCCUUAAUCUAAUAACGUUCCUGGUGCUAUGCCUUUACUAAUGACUCUUUAGAACAGCGAAAACGAUAAGUAUUAGAAUGAACCAAAGCAAGGAGACUCGAUUUUUAUUCCUUUCAUUAAUGAAAGAGACAGAAUGAACAGACUAGUUUAAGGAGACAAAUACUCCACUCCCAAAAGAUAAAACAUCUAAUAGGUUCCUGAGACUGUAAAAGAAAAAUGGAUACAGCAUGACCCCAUGAAGUUGAAAUUACCACACAAAAGACUUUCCCUAGAAGAUCGACAUAUGAAUAAGUAAAGGAGUCGAUCUAAUGCUGAAUUGCGAAUGAAAGUCAUUUAGACAACUACUGAAAGAUAAAGUCUCUUACUCUCAUAAGAUCAAUCUAUCUAACCUUAAUUUGAAGAAUAUAAAAAGGCAGUCUAUGAAAAUAUAUUAAAUAAAAAGAAACAAAUUCUCUAAUCUCCACCUCAACAGACAACAGGAAAGAAUUAAAGCUCUGAAAAUUUAUAACUAUUUCCAAUAUCUACGUUUGAAAAAUUAAAAUAAUCAAGAUCUCCCUCACUUAUUUUUGUCAAAAAAUCAAUCUAACAAACUGCAUCGAAACAUUAACACUUUCUAAAUUUUAAAUUACCAUCUCUUAUUCAAAAGGAAUAUAUAAAAUAGUUCUUAGACAGCAACAAAAAAAUCAAAGAUCUCAUACAGGAACAAAAUGAUGAAAAAUUUAAAUUCCCUUCAGAUUUUGAGCCAAAAAUAGUUGAAAUGAAAAAACAGUUAAAAAAAAUGAAAAGCAGACUUAAGAAUUGGGAAACCGAUAGAGAAGUCACAGACAAUAAAGGAUUUUUAAAAGAAAUUGCCUGUGGCAUCAUAAAUAAAUGA
Paramecium tetraurelia is the source of this 915-nucleotide messenger RNA. RefSeq lists its product as uncharacterized. The record is from RefSeq and is a predicted model, not a curated record. Lineage: Eukaryota; Ciliophora; Oligohymenophorea; Peniculida; Parameciidae. The transcript is spliced from 3 exons.